Messenger RNA from Physella acuta, 932 nucleotides. Its product is annotated as ras-related protein Rab-20. Gene Ontology annotation, molecular function: GTP binding; GTPase activity. NCBI's taxonomy places the organism in Eukaryota, Metazoa, Mollusca, Gastropoda, Physidae. The record is from RefSeq and is a predicted model, not a curated record.
GGGGGCAGGGCCCUUCGUAGGAUAGUGUAGUACUAGUAAUCUUAGUUUGACAUGAAUUUAUUAAUAUUUAACGCUUAAUAUUUUAGGUUACCACAGUUGUAAGAAAACUGUAAAAUGUCAGGAAAAAGAAAAGCAGAUUUAAAAGUAAUUAUUCUAGGAGAUUAUGCAGUGGGUAAAACUUCAUUGAUUUGUCGUUAUAUAGAUGGGAAGUUUCGAACACAGGAACCAACAGUAGGUGCAGCAUUCUUCUUAAAGCAGUGGGGACCAUACAAUGUGGCUGUGUGGGACACAGCGGGUGACGAAAGAUACUCAGGGCUUUCACACUUUUACUGUCGCAGUGCUGGUGCUGCUAUAUUAGCCUUUGACCUCAACUCACCCAAAACAUUCGAAUCAUUAUGGGCAAGGUUUGGCUCCACACUUGAAGCAGCCAAUGAAGACUGCCUCAAGGUGGUUGUGGGCACAAAGCUAGACCUCCUCCAGCCUGAAGAGAGGGACAUCACACCCGAGGAAGGCAGAAAACUGGCCAGGGAACUUAAUGAAAAUAUCGACCUCUCAAAGCUGCCGCACGAUCCAUAUUUUGAAACCUCCAGCCUCAAUGAUCAAAAUGUGAAAGACGUUUUUGAGUACAUAUUUCAGCACUGCCUGCCCCUAAGUGCUGACCAAAAAAGGAGGUACAAUGGAUCUGAUAGUAAAGGUAUCAUUGACUUAAUGGAGAGCUCAGGAGAGCAUAAGAGAAAAUGCUGUUAAGACCAAAUAAAAACAUUACUGGUACAGUUUUCAGUGUGCAAGUUCAAGAAAUUUUUCCAUUUAAUUGAAUAUAAGUGUGUGGGUUGUUUUAUUGAACCUUUUUUAUAGUGCGGUUAAUGUUAUCUACAAUUGAAAAUAAUUUUGGGAUGAUUUUUUUUUUUGACAAAUUAUUAGUUCAUAAUGCA